CUGGCGCUGUUUCGGUGUGCAUGCGCGUCUGUUUCCGCGUGCGCUCCACCGUGUGAAAAGAUUUGACCAAAUUUCUGACGUCAGUUCCCUCGAUAUCUUACCUUUGCAUUCUCUGCUAUCACGUUGCGUUCAAGAAUUAGGUUAUUUGCACAUAAAAAAAACUGGGAGCGACAACAAAACAAUAAAUAACCUAGACGUGGAGAAGGGGUGUUCAUGGUGCCUGUAUUCUCACUAGCUUUGGUUGUCAACCGCGUUUGCAUUUGAACGUCUGGUGCUGCUGCUGGGUUUCAAUAGCAGUCGGUUAGCUCGCGACUUGUGAGCUGCGGGGAAAAUUGCACUCUUCAUAGCGACACUUGAGGAUGGAGAAAGCGGCAACAGUGCUCGCCUAAUUUUCAUUAAGCGAACACGACACAGGAUCCGUUAUUUCUAAAGCUGGCUGUUUUUCCCACUGUCAAAGAUAGACAGAGGAUCGAACAUGUCUGCAAAAGAAAGACAAAAAGGAAAGGUGACCAAAGACAGCGUUACCUUGUUGCCUUGCUUCUAUUUUGUUGAGCUCCCGAUUCUGGCGUCGUCGGUGGUCAGCCUGUACUUCCUGGAGUUGACGGACGUGUUCAAGCCGGUGCGCUCCGGCUACAGCUGCAAUGACCGCAGCCUGAGCAUGCCCUACAUCGAGCCCUCACACGAGGUUGUCCCCUUCCUCAUGUUGUUUAGCCUGGCCUUCUCUGGACCCGCUGUCACGAUAAUGAUCGGAGAGGGCAUUCUGUACUGCUGCCUAACCAGGAGAAGAAGUGGGGGAGGAGGGGGUGCCGAGGCCAACAUCAAUGCAGCCGGCUGCAACUUCAACUCCUACAUCCGCCGAGCCGUCAGGUUUGUAGGGGUUCACGUGUUCGGGCUCUGCGCCACCGCUCUCAUCACUGACAUCAUCCAGCUGUCCACGGGCUACCACGCGCCCUACUUCCUCACCGUCUGCAAGCCCAACUACACCACGCUCAACACCUCCUGCGACGAGAACACCUUCAUCAUGGAAGACAUCUGCUCCGGGGCCGACCCGGCUGUCAUCAAUGCGGGCAGGAAGUCUUUUCCAUCCCAGCAUGCAACCCUGGCAGCUUUUGCUGCUGUGUAUGUCUCUAUGUACUUCAACGCCACCUUGACGGACUCAUCCAAGCUGCUGAAACCCCUGCUGGUCUUCUCCUUCAUCAUAUGCGCCAUCAUCUGCGGGCUCACGCGCAUCAUCCAGUUCAAAAACCACGCCAUCGACGUCUACUGCGGCUUCCUCAUCGGAGGCGGCGUGGCUGUCUAUUUAGGCCUGUAUGCUGUAGGCAACUUCCAACCCAGCGAGGACACCUCCAUCCAGCAGAUUCCAGUCCGAGACCCGAUCCGUUCGCUGACGGACCUCAGCCAGGACGCGGGACGGCACCUCCAGAUCAAGAACGGCGGCGGUGGUGGCGGCGGCGGGCCAGAUGGCCUGGCCCCGCACGCCAACGCCACCCUCACCCGCAACCCGCGCGAUCCCGGCUCCCUGGGCAACCUGAAGAGAGCCAGCGCCGACGUGGAGAUACUCAGCCCCCGGAGCCCGAUGGGGAAGGAGAGCAUGGUGACCUUCAGCAACACCCUCCCCAGGACCCACACCCCGGCCGUGGAGGAGGUCACCCGCCGCAACGCCAGCAUCCACGCCUCCAUGGACUCCACCCGGUCCAAGCAGCUGCUCUCGCAGUGGAAGACCAAGAACGAGAGCCGCAAGCUCUCCCUGCAGGUGAUGGAGACGGAGGCCGGCCACUCCCCGCAGCGGAGCAUCGAGAUGCGCUGCAACUCGGAGCCCGUCCGCGUGGGCGUCAACGGCGAGCACCACCCGCCCGGCGGCCAGUACGUCAAGCUGCCGACCCCCGGCGGCAUGCCCCUCAUGCCCAACAACAGCAGCGGGAUGACGGGCGGAGCCAGGGUCUCCAUCCAGUCCCGCCCGGGCUCCUCCCAGCUGGUCCACAUCCCCGAGGAGACGCAGGAGAACAUCAGCGCCUCGCCCAAGGGCGGCUCGGCCCGCUCCAAGUGGCUGAAGGUGGCGGAGAAGAGCGGGGUGUGCCGCACCAACAGCCAGCCACGGAUAAUGCAGGUCAUCGCCAUGUCCAAGCAGCAGGGCCUCCUGCAGGGCAGCCCCAAGAGCUCGGACGGGAGCACGGUCAGCUGCACCGGGUCCAUCCGGUACAAGGCGCUGACCGACCAGGAGCCCGGCGGCAUCGUGCGGGUGGAGGCGCACCCGGAGAACAGCCGGCCGGUGGUGCAGCCGCCCUCCACUGACGGGAGCGGCUCCUGGAAGUGGAAGCCCCAGGAGAGGCCCAGCCUCCGGCAGUCCUUCGAGCUCAACGACCUGAACCGGGACUCGGAGAGCUGCGAGUCGCUGAAAGACAGCUACGGCCCCAUCCCCGUGCCCGGCCCCCUGGAGCGGAGGAGGCCUUGCUCCGGCCCGGACCUGGGCUCCAACCACCACCAUCACUUCCACCACCACCACCACCACCCGCACGGGAUCACCACCAUCCGCGUGACGCCCGUGGAGGGCAGCGAGGCCGCCUCCGAGACCCUGUCCAUCGCGUCCAGCCGGGACUCCACCCUGCGAAGGAAAGGGAACAUCAUCCUGAUCCCAGAGCGGGGCACCAGUCCGGACAACGCCCGGAACAUCUUCUUCAAAGGGAUGUCGGCCAGUCCGGUUUUCAAGGAGUGAGCAGUCUCCCUACCAACCACUACCUUUGUGCGUGGCCUUGAUCAGAGGAUUUACAAAAGAGAAAGAAGUCAAUUGUGCAGCCUAUAGUCCUUGGAAACACCCCCCCCCCACCCCCACCCAGCUCCCCCCAACUGUCAAGAGUACAUUACAAGCCAAUCCAUCAUUCACCUUUUUAGAGAUACUGCUUUUUCUAUUACGGAAGCUGUAUCGUGCAUGUUUCAAAGAUUCUUUUGUUUUUUGUUUUCAUAUUCACACAAAAGCACAAUUUAUUGUGAUGCUCCCCGCAGGUUUUUUUGUUUUGUUUUGUUUCAGUCAAAAGUUGAACACAGUCUACCUGCAAAAACCUCUGAAGGUGUUCUUAUCGUGCCAAAUUUUUUGAAACAUGCAGGAGAAGGUGUGCAUUUUUUAAAUGAUUCACUUUUGUCUAGUGCCCUUACUUUAACAUUUAACCCUCUCUACAGCCACAGAGAUUGGCACUCUUCUCCUGGCAGUCUAGGUGCUGUUAAAAAAGAAUUUCAUACUGCAACUGUUCUGAAAAAAUAUAUUUUUUCUCAAUGUAAAUAUUUAUACUGUACAACUGGUGCUAGAGCGCCACCCUUAUUAAAAUUUGUCAAUAUUUAAAAUUUGAUAGUUUAAAAACGAUGUUUAUUGAUUAAUUUUAAUAUUUAGUUUUCAACUAAAGGAAUCAAGUAGAUAGUCUAGGGGAAAAAAAUAACCAGAACAGAUAGAUUAAUUCACAAGAUAAAUUUUCUGGAUACAGCAUAAAAUGAUUGCUGUGUGGCUUUUGUGUUGAUGAUUUUAUGUAUUCUUAUGGUAUGAUGCCUCCAUCCCACUGUCCAAAUAUGGCAGUUUGCUUGCAUUUUAUUCUUUAGUACCGGAUUGUAUCAAUAGAAUAUUAGCUAUAAGGACAUGGCAUAAAGGCAGUUACUGUUUAUGUGGUUGCUGUACUGUACAUAUCUCUGAAAAAUGCAUUUACAUGUAAAAUGCUUGACCAUUCCCCAAACAGUCAGUAAGUGCAGUUGUGUUAACACGGGAGUUCUAAAAUAAGUGUGUUCCCAAGAUUCUAAAUCCAGUAAAUGCUCAAAAUUCCUAAUCAAAAAGCAUUCCCAGGAUUGUGAAUCAAGUGUGAGCACAACAGACAGAACAUAACUAUUGCUUGCUUUGUAGCCUAGGUCAAAAUAAUGCAUUGCAUUUGGAAAAUCACACUAUACUUGCUGUUUGAUUUUAUACAACAAAGUACCACAAAAUCUCAUUUUAGCAUAUGUGAGUACUGUAUCAAUAUUUUUCAUAGUUGUGUUACAAUACAUUAAUGCAUAAUGCCUAAAUGUAAACAAAAAUACUGGCUUAGCUUCACCCUUGUAUAUGUGAUAUUUCUAUUUAAGCAGUGUAAUGUGUUCUUCUCUGGAAUCCUAACUGGAUUUAGUCCUAUGAGUUUAGGCAUCCUAAUGGUUUUAGACAUAAUUUGUUCAUUUUGCAUUUGAAUCUGAAAUAGAAAAUGUCUAGUGAAAAGGUAAAUUAGUUCAUCAUACUUUAUAUUUUACAUUGUCACCAAGUCAAUUUGUAAGUGAAGGAAUUUAUAUCAGAACAAAGAAAAUACAAUUUCAAGGGCAAGAGCUUACUGAACAGACUGCAUGUCGUCCUCCAUUAAAAACAUACAGUAUUUGGUACAGUAAAUUAAGUAUGCAUUUACAUGAUUUAGUCUAAUUGCAAUGGAGCUUGUCCGUAGCUGUUGUCUUUGGGAUGAUAACCCCAAAUACUUCAUGAAAUUGUAACUGCAAAAUGUCCAGUGUUAAUUCAGUUCUAACAGAUAACAUUUGUCACACUCUGGUCCAGAGUGGGACCAAAUGUUGUCUGUUAGAGUUGAAUUAACACUGGACAUUUUGCUGAGUAAAUGAAGUUAUUCCAGUGUUCUUAAUGUUUCAUUUGUAUCUUUGUUUAGUUUUCUAGCACAGCAUUUCUGUCUAAUUUAGUGUUCAGUUGAACUUAUUGUAGAUAAAUGGCAAAAACCUUGAAAAUUGUGGCUAAAUACCCCCAUUUUUUGCUUAAAUUUAAAUGUACAAUGCAACAGAAUAUAAUUUGUUUCUGUGUCCAUAGUUGCUUGUUCUGGUGCCUUUGGUCAUUCACACAUGCAUACAUUACACACGCACGCAAACACACAAAAUCAGUUUCACAACUUCACAACCUUUUACCACUGAUGGAGAGAAAGAACGUUAUGUAACCAAUGUUGUUUCUCAGUGUAAUAUUGUAAAAUCAAGUGAGUCAUCCACCAUUCUCUAGGAACUAGACAAGAUGUUUAUGUAUUCUGUAUUCUUCUGGACUGAAAUUCACUGCUCUCACAGUCUUUUCAAGUGCAUCCUCCCAUUUGUACAUAAGGCAGGGCGAGUCUGGAAUACAUUCUUCUUGUGGAUUUUGCACUUCAGUGAACAUGGCAAGGUAAAGUGGUAUUGAGUGUUACCUGCCCAAUGAACCCAUCCUCCGUGUAUUCUCUUACCAUGCUGAAUUUUAAGGAUGCCUAACAAUUCAGCUUCUAUGUCUGUGUACAAGAUGAAACUUUAUUCAUGGGGAUAUUAUAUUGCAGAUUCCGUGUUGUCCUUCUUUGUGCGGUACUUGCAGAGUUGCACUUAAAGUAAACUUCUCACAAUCAUCUGCCAAUCGAGGGCUGAAGUAUAUAGUACAGUUUACAAUAAGUGCAACAGUUGCCAUACUGUGUAGUAUGUGAGUUGUAUACUUGCCAUUUAUUUUCACUCUGAAGCUUGCCAAAAAAAGAAUGUACAAAUAAUGUUUUACUACACUGUUGGAAGGUUAGAUAAGAGACCUUGAAUGGAUUCAUUAUUUUCAUGCUGAUUUAGAAUACCUUGACUUAUUUUUAUGUUUUCAGUUGAGACUUUUGUGACAUUACUAUAUAAAUAUUUUUUGAUAGUCUGUGCCAAAAUGUUUUAUGAAAAGUGACACAUAAUUUGUUAAGGAUCUGAUAGUGUAAAUAUAAAAUCCAAAAUGAAGGAAUAUAUCUCAAAUAAAUGUCAAAAUAUACUGCAGAUAUUAGAAACUAUGUUAGUGGUUGCCACUUUCUUAUAAGUGAUAUUAUGUAUAUCUUGAAUGUAGAAUGUAUUCCUAUAUUUUGUAUUUGAUAUUAUACCAUAUAUUGUCAUAUGUACAAAUUUUUCACGAGGGUCACAAAGAUUUAUAUAUACCUGUAUUCUGGUAAUUUAAAUAAUUUCAACUGUUGUGGUCUCUGCGGUCAUUUAAUACUAAACUAAAGGCUUUUUUAAAAUGAUAACUUUAUUUGCCAUUGGCUGGUACCUUGAUUUAUACUUACCAUGGAUUGGUCAAUCAAGUGUUUAACCUUUGUACCACUGUAAAUAAAUAUUUGUUACUUUGCUAGAGAAAAUACAUGUGGCAGCGUACUUCAGGCAGUGUCAAGACAAUGCUUAUUCAUUUUAUUUCAUUUUUUAAAAGAUGCGUGUGUGUGAGUGGGGAAAUUUGUUGGAUGGUUCUGUAUAUAAGCCUUAGACCAUUGUUCCGCGGUGUUUUUCUAGCAGACAUCAUUAGCUUCUGUUGGUUGGCGUGGGAUACAAGACAGUGGCUUCUCAAGCAUAUAGAGUGGCUCAUCAGCACAGCUUCGUGACCGCUUCCAGGAAAUGGAACAAGAAAAACCUUCCGGAAAGAUUUUUCAAGGCAGCCCUAUUUGGCCUUCAGUCUUUCCUGGGCUGGCGUGAGGAAGUUGUGCUUUGUCUGACUGUUGAAAUAAAUGUUUGCUAUCAAAAAGAAA
Messenger RNA from Anguilla anguilla (European eel), 6482 nucleotides. RefSeq names its product phospholipid phosphatase related 4a (gene plppr4a). Gene Ontology annotation, molecular function: phosphatidate phosphatase activity. Gene Ontology annotation, biological process: signal transduction; axonogenesis; phospholipid metabolic process. The transcript is spliced from 7 exons. Lineage: Eukaryota; Metazoa; Chordata; Actinopteri; Anguilliformes; Anguillidae. The coding region runs from base 476 to 2713 and encodes 745 amino acids. The record is from RefSeq and is a predicted model, not a curated record.